AUGUCUUUUAUUGGCACCCAACAAAAGUGUAAGGCUUGUGACAAAACGGUUUAUCCCGUUGAUCAGUUAUCUGCUGAUGGCUCUGCAUACCAUAAAGCUUGCUUCAGGUGCUCUCAUUGCAAAGGAACCUUAAAGCUGAGCAACUAUUCCUCCAUGGAAGGUGUUCUUUACUGUAAGCCUCAUUAUGAGCAGCUCUUUAAAGAGACAGGCACUUUCAAGAAGAACUUCCAGUCAAUUGCAAAGCAAGCCGACAAGACGACUCCUGAGCUGACAAGGUCCCCUAGUAAAGCUGCUAGCAUGUUUUCUGGGACCCAAGAAAAGUGUGCUACAUGUGGCAAAACUGCUUAUCCAUUGGAAAAGGUAACAGUAGAAGGUCAGGCCUAUCACAAAUCAUGUUUCAAGUGUUCACAUGGUGGCUGUCCCAUAACGCCAUCAAAUUAUGCAGCCCUUGAGGGUGUUUUGUAUUGCAAGCACCAUUUCUCCCAGCUUUUUAAGGAAAAGGGGAGCUAUAAUCAUCUUAUUAAGUCUGCAUCAAUCAAACGUGCCGCAACCCCUGUUCCACAAUCUUGA
Molecule: messenger RNA, 570 nt
Organism: Abrus precatorius (Indian licorice)
Lineage: Eukaryota; Viridiplantae; Streptophyta; Magnoliopsida; Fabales; Fabaceae
Product: LIM domain-containing protein WLIM2b-like
Exons: 5
Coding region: 1-570 (189 amino acids)
Biological process (GO): actin filament bundle assembly
Cellular component (GO): plasma membrane; actin cytoskeleton
Molecular function (GO): actin filament binding
Source: RefSeq, a predicted model, not a curated record